Messenger RNA from Amoebophrya sp. A120, 184 nucleotides. The record is from the annotation of a GenBank genome assembly. Lineage: Eukaryota; Dinophyceae; Syndiniales; Amoebophryaceae.
GUGAACUACUGGGGUAUCGACAGCGCCCGGCUGUUCGAGACCAAAGUCGACUCGGAAAACAGUACACAGCGCUGGGCGCUGAACGCCGGCAUCGCCCAUUUGUGCACGAGGCCGGGCUUUCGCGAGACCAGUAGUUACCGAAAUUUUGACAGCAACAACCCGAAUGGCAUCGACCUGACCUGCC